UGCCUUCGCUCCCUCGAAUCGUAAACGCCUUCUUCCGCCGUUGAGCGGCACAGCGGAGGGGAAAGGAAGCGACCGGGGGAACCUCGAGCUAGGGUUUCGUUUUUGCCGGAAUUAAUGGAUAAUUUCGCACUCCUCUCCUCUAAGUUCUCCGUUGUCGUAGCAGCUCCAGCUUCGUACGAGAUCCUCAGCAGGCGGCGGUCGGCUCAUUCUUCUCUUCUCUCGCUCCCUGCGAGAAGAGGUAGACGAAUCGGGUGCGGUGGUAGACCUCCCGUACUCGUUUUCUUUGCUCUCAAGAGCGGAAACAUUGAUCGAGCCCCGUCUAAUGCCGGGCGUGGGAAAUUCAAGGCACAAGUUUUUGCAAGUGCUUCAUCUUCAAGCAACAGUGAGAUGACAACUAGUAGUGCAAUGGCGCCACUUCCAGUGCCUUCGUCACCAACAUCCAUAGGUUCACCAUUGUUUUGGAUUGGAGUUGGAGUUGGUCUAUCGGUAGUAUUCCAAGUUGUGGCUGCAAAGUUCAAGAGAUUUGCACUUCAGCAAGCUUUCAAGACCAUGAUGGAUCAAGCAGCACCUCAAGGUGGACAAUUCAAUAAUCCUUCCUUUGGACCAGGCUCGCCUUUCCCAUUUCCUGCUACAACAACAUCAUCUCCAACUGCAUCAACCACAUCACCAGCACGUGUUUCCACCCAGCAAUCUGUUACUGUAGAUGUUUCAGCCACCAAAGUGGAAUCAACUUCACAGUCUGAAGUUGGAGAUGAAACUCAAUUAGAAGAGGAAAAAUCCAAAAAAUUUGCUUUUGUGGAUGUUUCUCCAGAAGAAUUACUGCAAAAUGAUCCUUCCAAUCUAAAAGAGUCAACAAAGGCAAGUCCAGCUGAGACUCAACCGGUGAACGAAAUUCCACCAAAUGGAACUGUUAAGCAGGAUGGAAGUGCUUCAAAUGAACAAACUCAAACUCGUGAUUCACCAUCUCUCUUGUCAGUUGAUGCAUUGGAGAAAAUGAUGGAAGAUCCAACUGUGCAAAAAAUGGUUUACCCCUAUUUACCUGAAGAAAUGAGGAACCCAGAGACAUUCAACUGGAUGAUGCAAAAUCCUCAAUUUCGCCAGCAAAUGCAAGAUAUGCUAAACAAUAUGGGUGGAAAUAAUGAAUGGGACAACCGCCUGACGGAGUCCUUGAAAAAUUUUAAUCUUAGCAGUCCUGAGAUCAAGCAGCAGUUUGAACAGAUAGGGCUCACUCCGGAAGAAGUUAUUUCUAAAAUAAUGGCCAAUCCUGAUGUUGCUAUGGCAUUUCAAAAUCCUAAAGUGCAAGCUGCUAUCUUAGAUUGCUCACAGAAUCCACUCAGCAUUGCAAAAUAUCAGAAUGACAAGGAGAUUAUGGAUGUGUUCACCAAGAUAUCAGAACUCUUUCCUGGUGUAUCGGGUUACCCAUGAUGGACUUCACAUGCAUGGGUCCAUGGUUCUGACAAUUCAAUCUGUCCGCCGCCCGCUGCCGGCCCAUCGGAUGGUGAAGCUGUAAACUAUGCAUCACAGUUUCGAAAUGCAGUUCACGCUCGAGCAAAUUCUUGGUAACUCACCUCAGCUGGUUAUCAUAGCUCCUGUGAAUUGGUCUGCUGUUUUGAGUAUAGAUAUAGGGUUUUGUAACUUAUAGCAUCUUUCUCCAACGUAUGACUUUGCUUAGUAUUGAUCAUACCUUCUUAUUUGACGAACCUUACAUGGUUGGAUCGUUUUUGUUCCAAAAUGAGUUUAAAAAUUCAGAAUAUGAUAUAGAAUGGAUUCAUGGGGGUAAAA
Musa acuminata subsp. malaccensis (wild Malaysian banana) is the source of this 1782-nucleotide messenger RNA. RefSeq names its product protein TIC 40, chloroplastic. The record is from RefSeq and is a predicted model, not a curated record. Gene Ontology annotation, biological process: chloroplast organization; protein import into chloroplast stroma. NCBI's taxonomy places the organism in Eukaryota, Viridiplantae, Streptophyta, Magnoliopsida, Zingiberales, Musaceae. Gene Ontology annotation, cellular component: chloroplast inner membrane; chloroplast thylakoid membrane.